AUGCCCUCCAAGGCGGCCUGCCUGGGGCGCUCAGAGGCGGGCCCCCCCCAGCCGGACGGCGGGAUGCUCAAGGGGCACCUUGUGGACUCGGAGGGGGGCCUGGCCCCCUUCCCUGGCUCCCCGGCCGCUGACCGUGCUGGCCCCGAGAAGAGCCCGGCGGUCCCUGUGGACGUGCCAGCCAGAGGCGGCCCCGAAGACCCCCAGGCCAAGGCCAAAGCCUUCACCCCGAGGCCGCCUCUGAGGCCGCGGCUGGAGCGCGCCCUGUCCCUGGACGAGAAGGGCUGGCGGCGGCGGCGGCUCCCCAGCAGCCAGGAGGACCUGGCCUCGGGCACCGGGGCCAGCCCCCCCGGGGGCUCCUCGCAGGACCCCGUCCCCGGGCCGCCCGCCCGUGCCGGCCGCCCGCCCGGCCUGAGCACCUCCCUGCAGGAGAUCCCCCGGGCCCCCCGGGCGCCGGGCAAUGGCGGCGGGGGCCCCUCCUCCUGGGGCGCCUCCCGGGACCUCCUGCCCCCGCUGGCCGGCGGGCUCCCCUCGCGCCCGCUGCCCGCCAUGGAGUGGAGCGUGGCCUCGGACGCCCUGCGGACGGCCCACAAGGUGGACGCGGACCACACGGACUACAAGCUCCGCACGCAGAGUCGGCUGCUCCGGGCCCACAGCAGCCUGGGCCCCGGCCGGCCGCCCAGCCCCCUGGCCUCCGAGGACGGCUCCCUGCGCUCCGCCAGGUCUGCCUUCAGCCUCCUGGCGCCCCUCCGGACCAAGGACAUGCGCAGCAGGAGCUACCUGGCGGGGAGCCUCCUGGGGAGCGGGGCCCUGAUGGGGGCGGAGGAGCUGGCCCGGUACUUCCCCAACCGCACCGUGGCCCUCUUCGUGGCCACGUGGAACAUGCAGGGCCAGAAGGAGCUGCCCGUGAACCUGGACGAGCUGCUGCUGCCCGCCGAGGCUGACUACGCCCAGGACCUGUACGUGGUCGGGGUGCAGGAGGGCUGCUCCGACAGGCGGGAGUGGGAGACGCGGCUGCAGGAGACGCUGGGCCCACACUACGUGAUGCUGCACUCGGCGGCCCACGGGGCACUGCACCUGUCCGUGCUCAUCCGCCGUGACCUCAUCUGGUUCUGCUCAGAGGUGGAGAGCUCCACGGUGACCACCCGCAUCGGGUCCCAGAUCAAGACCAAGGGGGCGCUGGGCGUCGGCUUCACCUUCUUCGGCACCUCCCUCCUCUUCAUCACGUCCCACUUCACCUCCGGGGACGGGAAGGUCGGCGAGAGGCUGCUGGACUAUAGCAAGACCAUCCAGGGCCUGGCGCUGCCCAAGAACGUGCCGGACACCUGCCCCUACCGCUCGGACGCAGCGGACGUCACCACCCGCUUCGACGGCGUCUUCUGGUUCGGCGACUUCAACUUCCGCCUGAGCGGCGGCCGCGCGCCCGUGGAGGCCAUCCUGAGGCAGGACCCGGGCGCCCGCGUGCCCGCCCUGCUGCGGCUGGACCAGCUGGCCCGGGAGAGGCAGAGGGGGUCCAUCUUCAAGGGCUUCCAGGAGCCAGACAUCCACUUCCUGCCGUCGUACAAGUUCGACAUCGGGAAGGACUCUUACGACACCUCGUCCAAGCAGAGGACCCCGUCCUACACGGACCGGGUCAUGUUCCGGAGCCGCCACCAGGACGACAUCUGCCCGCUCACAUACUCCUCCUGCCCCGGGAUCAAGACCUCCGACCACCGCCCCGUGUACGGCCUCUUCCGGGUCAGAGUGAGGCCGGGCAGAGACAACAUCCCGCUUGCGGCCGGCAAGUUUGACCGCGAGCUGUACCUGAUCGGGAUCAAACGGCGGAUUUCUAAAGAGAUGCAGAGGCAGCAGGCCCUGAAGACGCAGCACGCCAGCACCAUCUGCACCGUGUCCUGA
Pipistrellus nathusii (Nathusius's pipistrelle) is the source of this 1893-nucleotide messenger RNA. The record is from the annotation of a GenBank genome assembly. Lineage: Eukaryota; Metazoa; Chordata; Mammalia; Chiroptera; Vespertilionidae.